Molecule: messenger RNA, 898 nt
Organism: Psylliodes chrysocephalus
Lineage: Eukaryota; Metazoa; Arthropoda; Insecta; Coleoptera; Chrysomelidae
Source: the annotation of a GenBank genome assembly
CUUGCACUUUCUACGUCCUCGAAUAAGAACAAGAUAUCCAGUUAACUUUCAGUCUCAAUCGAACUUUGAUAUUUGUUACCUCUGGUAACGCGAUAGAUUUUUAAAAGAAAUUCGAUCAUAUAAAAUGAAGGUUCUAGUUUUCCUAACUUGUUAUGUGGCUUUAAUUAAUUCCCAAUUCAUAUGCCCUCCAAAGGACGGUCAGUACCCAGAUUCCCGCCAAUGUGAUAAAUUUCAUGAAUGUGAAGAUGGCGUUGCAGUAACAAAAUAUUGUCCGGAUGGAUUAGUAUUCAAUCCAGCGAUCAGAAAGAGGAAUAAAUGUGAUCAACCCUUCAGUGUAGACUGCGGGGACAGGACAGAGCUACAACCACCUCAACCGAAAGGAGUCUGUCCAAGGUUAAACGGGUACUUUGCACACGAAGACCCAAAAGUUUGCAACAAAUUCUACAACUGUAUACAAGGUGAACACAUUGAGGUGACGUGCACGCAAGGAUUAUACUUUGACGAAUAUACUGGAACUUGUGUUUGGCCCGAUACUUCUGAUAGAGUUGGAUGUGAUGUAAAAACAAAUGUUUUAAAAGAUGGAUUUUCUUGUCCUAAAGAAGGUCAAAAAGACGACAACGGAAAUCUCGUGAUUCAUCCUAAAUAUCCCCAUCCUACUGACUGCCAAAGGUUCUACGUUUGCUUAAACGGUAUGGAACCUAGAGAUUUAGGUUGUACAGUAGGUGAAGUAUAUAAUGAAGAUUUACAAAAAUGUGAUGCUCCUGAAAACGUUCCAGGAUGUGAGGACUGGUACCAAAGCGAGCCUUCUCCAGCACCAAAGGCAGUUAAAAAAACUAAAUAGUGUUAAUAUGUGUGAUUUUAGAAAUUAUUUUUAUAAGUAAUAAAAUACACUUUUUCU